Prunus persica (peach) is the source of this 534-nucleotide messenger RNA. RefSeq lists its product as uncharacterized. Lineage: Eukaryota; Viridiplantae; Streptophyta; Magnoliopsida; Rosales; Rosaceae. Bases 1 to 534 code for a protein of 177 amino acids. The record is from RefSeq and is a predicted model, not a curated record. The transcript has 3 exons.
AUGGGACUUGCCAUUAAUAUUCACCAAAGAAAUAACAAAGGAAAGGGCAAAGAGAAAGAGAACUAUGAAUCUUGGACUAUGGACGAUGCCAAUGAAUUGUUGCACCUCUUGGUGGAUGCUAGCAAUACUGGAUUGCAUGAUGCUAAUGGGUCACUUAGCAAGCAAAAUGUAGAAAGAGUGAUAUUUCCUCGUCUUAAUGCGAAAAUUAGGUUCCCAAAAACUUAUAAUCAUUACUUGAGCCGAAUGAAGUGGUUUAAGAAGCAAUAUAACAAGAUGUCUACGCUUAUGCUUAACAACUCUGGCUUUGGGUGGGACCCAAUUGCAAAGACGUUAACUGCUAGUGAUAAAGUAUGGAAAGAUUACUUGAAGUCCCACCCAAGUCACAGUAAACUUCGAGAAAAAAGUGUAGUUGAUUAUGAGGAUUUGAAGAUUGUUGUUGGGGGUGGAACUGCUACUGGGAAUAGCUCCAUUGCAUGGACGCUGAUGAUACCGAUGCAACAACUUAUGGGGAAGAAAAUAGAGAUUUCGGGAUAG